AUGGCUGCAUCCCAAGCACACCGAUCGCUUCCGACUCGGCAGUUUAUAAAUACUCGAGGAAAGGGAAGUCUCCGGCGUGGGUGGAAGAGACGUUCCUGUCCCAUCCGACAGGCUAAGGAGAAACGGACAGACAUGCGGGUGAGGAAAGGUCCCUACCUCCAUUUCCUUGGCCUCCUAGCCAGCCACCUCUUACUACAAGACUGUGAUGCUGCAGGAUGCCCCAUCGGAUGGAUGCAGUACCAGAGUUACUGCUAUGGAAUCUUUGCAGACAAGCAAGACUGGACACAGGCUGAGCUAAAUUGUCAGAACCACCGCUAUUCCGGCCAUCUGGCAUCCAUUCUUUCGGAUUAUGAAGCACAACUGUUAUUCCAGUUCAUUACCAACAAUUUCCCCAAGGAGGAGUCAUUCUGGAUCGGACUGCAAGACCGACUGAAGAACGGGCGCUGGCGGUGGUCUGAUUCUGCUACAUCCAUGUUUACAGCUUGGGUUGGUGGGAAACCCAAGAGCGUUGACGAAAGCGGAUUCUGCGCCUACAUCUCCAAGAAGCAAAAAUUCCUAGAGUGGAACGACGCAUUCUGCAGUACUCGGAUGCCCUACAUCUGUGAAACCACUAUGUAG
Heteronotia binoei (common prickly gecko) is the source of this 618-nucleotide messenger RNA. RefSeq names its product regenerating islet-derived protein 4-like. NCBI's taxonomy places the organism in Eukaryota, Metazoa, Chordata, Lepidosauria, Squamata, Gekkonidae. The transcript has 6 exons. The record is from RefSeq and is a predicted model, not a curated record. Gene Ontology annotation, molecular function: signaling receptor activity. The coding region runs from base 1 to 618 and encodes 205 amino acids.